Molecule: messenger RNA, 333 nt
Organism: Plasmodium cynomolgi strain B
Lineage: Eukaryota; Apicomplexa; Aconoidasida; Haemosporida; Plasmodiidae
Exons: 2
Coding region: 1-333 (110 amino acids)
Source: RefSeq, a predicted model, not a curated record
AUGGUUGGCGUGAAGAAGAGACCAGUCCGAAAAUUCAACCUGGAAAUUAACCUGAAUAAUGACAUAGAGGACAAGGUACGGUCAUACAUCAUAUCGGAUAGGAACAAAAUGAAGGAAAAACAUAAAAAAAGAAGAAAAAAAAUAAGAAGACGAAUCAAAAUGGAAUGUAAAAUAUCAUCCUUUGUUUUCCCCAGUUCAAAGAAGGAGAAAAAACUGAGAUUAAGUUACAUUAAUAAGAUAAAGCAUUUCCAAGCAAUGGUGAACACAAGUCAGAGAGAAAUCAAGGAAAGCAGGGUUCAGCUUCAGCUGCAAAAAGAGGAAGAAAAAUUGUAG